Cucurbita maxima (winter squash) is the source of this 1418-nucleotide messenger RNA. Its product is annotated as mitochondrial substrate carrier family protein B-like. The record is from RefSeq and is a predicted model, not a curated record. NCBI's taxonomy places the organism in Eukaryota, Viridiplantae, Streptophyta, Magnoliopsida, Cucurbitales, Cucurbitaceae. The transcript has 7 exons. Bases 198 to 1247 code for a protein of 349 amino acids. Gene Ontology annotation, biological process: transmembrane transport.
ACCAUCAGGUCAAUUUUCCAUAGUCCACAAGUCCUGUUCUUCUUGAGUUUUCUUCUUCUAGGGUUUUUUUUUUUUCUCUCUCUCUCUUACACGGUCACUUUUCUCCAAAAUUCUUGAUUUCUUUGUCUUUUAAGACGGAUGUGAGAUCAAGAUCAGCCGUUCUUGUGUCACCUUCCAGGACGGUUUGAAAACGGCAAAUGAAUAUGGAAGCUCGAGUUGGUGUAGUGGUCGAAGGAGGGCAGAAGGCUCUUAAUUCUGCUCACGGCGCCGUCGUCGACGGCGGUGCCAGGAAAUAUUUACAGCAACAAGGCCAGAACAAGCCGUCGUUGAACCAGCAACCGCAGAUUGGCACGGUGCAGCAGCUUCUAGCCGGUGGUAUUGCGGGUGCCUUUAGCAAGACGUGUACGGCGCCUCUUGCUCGACUCACUAUUCUCUUUCAGGUGCAAGGUAUGCACUCUGAUGUUGCAGCAAUGAAGAAAACCAGCCUAUGGCAUGAAGCUUCACGUAUCAUCCAUGAAGAGGGAUUCCGUGCAUUUUGGAAAGGCAAUCUGGUCACUAUAGCUCACCGUCUACCGUAUUCUUCAGUCAAUUUCUAUGCUUAUGAACAAUACAAGAAGUUUCUUCAGUCAAUGGUUAGGGAAAGAUAUCAGGGCAAUGCCAGCGCGGAUCUUCUUGUGCAUUUUUUUGGCGGUGGUUUGGCUGGAAUAACAGCUGCCUCUGUUACAUACCCACUGGACCUUGUCAGGACCAGACUCGCUGCACAGAGAAAUACCAUUUAUUACAGAGGCAUCUGGCAUGCAUUCCAUACCAUUUGCAGAGAAGAAGGUUUCUUUGGCUUGUAUAAAGGACUUGGAGCAACCUUGUUGGGUGUUGGACCAAGUAUAGCCAUCAGCUUUUCAGUUUACGAGAGCUUGAGAUCAUUUUGGCAAUCUCGAAGGCCUCAUGACUCCACUGUAAUGGUCAGUCUUGCUUGUGGUAGUCUUUCAGGCAUAGCAUCAUCAACAGCAACAUUCCCUUUGGAUCUUGUGAGACGAAGGAUGCAAUUGGAAGGUGCUGGCGGGCGAGCCCGUGUUUAUAACACUGGCUUGUAUGGAACAUUUAAACACAUAGUGAAGUCAGAAGGUCUUAAAGGUUUGUACCGAGGGAUUCUGCCAGAGUACUACAAGGUUGUCCCAAGUGUAGGCAUCGUCUUCAUGACAUACGAGACCCUGAAAACAUUUCUAUCACAAAUUUCCUCACGUUCAUAGCUGCUCUCAAAUGUGUGAUUCUUCCAUUUGAGCUCAAUACGACAAUUUAGAGCGCCCCAUUCAUUUUUUUUUUCUUUAGAAAUUUUGUGGCAGUAAAUUUUUUGGUCGUUACUGCCAGGAGAAGACUACUACUAGUAUUUUUUUUAUCUUGUACAGGAAGAGUUUAACCCA